Molecule: messenger RNA, 1701 nt
Organism: Rhizoctonia solani
Lineage: Eukaryota; Fungi; Basidiomycota; Agaricomycetes; Cantharellales; Ceratobasidiaceae
Product: major facilitator superfamily transporter
Exons: 7
Coding region: 1-1701 (566 amino acids)
Biological process (GO): transmembrane transport
Cellular component (GO): membrane
Molecular function (GO): transmembrane transporter activity
Source: RefSeq, a predicted model, not a curated record
AUGGAUAAGCAAGAGAACCAAGUAUCUCCCGCGAUAGUGGCCUAUAAAUCUGAGCGACGCCAAGCCUGGGUCGAUAUUGUACCUCAAAUAUCCAGCAAUCGUCACAAGCUAGAAAUGGAGGCCCUUACCACCAACCUACCCACCGUCCCGACAGCCAUGACUUCUGGAUCACCGGCUCCAACGAUCGUCGAGAAGCCCGAGGUCGACGACUCAAAGACAAUCGCUCCUGAGCCCUCAUCGUUUGCCCAGCUUGGGUCUCUUCAAAAGAAUAUCUUGCUCGCGAUCUUCUGCCUCGGACAAUUCAUGGACAUCAUGAACACCUCAGCGAUGCUUCCCGCACUUCCCGCAACCUCUCAAACUGUCGGGUUAACUGAAAGUGAUUCGGUUUGGCUAUUUGCCGCGUAUCAGGCUACGUUUGCCUCUUUCCUCCUCAUUAGUGGCCGUAUCUCUGACAUUUAUGGCCCUAAGCCGGCCUUCAUACUUGGCUCUCUGUUCUUCGGGGGAACUUCAUUAGGAGCGGGGUUCCUAAACAAUCGCAUUGCACUACUUGUUCUCCGUGCUCUUCAAGGAAUCGGUGCCGCACAUACCAUUCCCUCCGCUCUCAGCAUGAUUGUGCAAAUGAUGCCUGAGCCAAAGGAGCAGCAGCGCGCUAUCGGUUUGUUUGGAGCAUCCGGAGCAGUAGCAAAUGGAACCAUUAUUGGGGCAAUCUUGGUAGAAUAUGCAUCGUGGCGAUGGAUAUUCUGGAUUAUUGCUAUUAUCUCGAUUCCUGCUGCGGCUGCGUGUGUUUUCCUUAUCCCGAGUUCACCACGCAAUAACAAGGCAAAGGCCUCUCAGUUAGAUGCACUUGGUGUCUUCAUCCUCAUCGCUGCGAUUGUCCUAUUCGUAUAUGCACUCACCACUGGCUCAGUCUCUGGAUGGAGAUCCGGUGGUGUGCUCGCUCCUUUCUUCGUGUCAAUCGCCCUAUUUUUAGCAUUCUUCUUCUGGGAAGCUCGAGUUGACGAAGCCAACGCAGCACUUCCACCCAAGUUGUGGUUCUAUCCAAAUUUUGCUGUGUUAUUCGGCACAGCUUUGAUGCCUUUCUUCUGGUAUAUGCAAAUGUACUUGACCUUUUCCCCAUAUUGGCAGGACUACCUGAAUUGGUCGACUAUUAUUACCGGCGUCAAAUUUUUGCCUCUAGGUGUCGUGGCUGGGCCUAUCAUGGUUAACGGGGGGCGCAUCGCGGCUAUUGGGCGGCCUAAGCUCUUGAUCAUGGGUGGAUUGAUUCUUGCGUUCAUUGCAACCAUCAUGCUUCCAUUCUCGUCUCAACUCAACGACCGCUACUGGCCGCUCGUAUUCCCUGCUUUCAUAAUUGGUAGUGCAGGAACAGCAGUUGUAUUUGUCCUUGCCAAUAUAUCGAUCUUCCAAACUACACCCCCAGCCUACGCGGGCACAGUCGGAGCUGUCUUCAAUGCUGCUCUUCAGCUUGGCGGUGCAAUUGGUUCCUCAGCGACAACAUCCAUUCAGACGUCCAUUGACGAAAAGGUCAUCGAGGAUGGGUCAUUUGAUGGGACUCAUUUUCAGGGUCGUUCCGCUUCUCUUUGGUUCUUGCUGGCAUGGGUUGGUCUCGUUGCAAUAGGUGUUGCAGUGUUUUACAAGCAGGGCAGGCGCCCCGAUGAUGUAGAGGGUAAGCCAGAGGACGAUCGUCCUAUAGCAAUCCACUAG